AUGGCUCUGCAGCUAGGGGAUGCAAAGCUCACUAAAUUGGGGCUCAUGAUGCCUACCACCAAUAUCGACAGGCGGAACAGUGAGAGGGUAGUGCCCAUGAAAGUGCUCUGCCUCGGACAAGGGAGAACUGGCACUGCUUCAUUGCGAACAGCGUUAAUGCACCUCGGCAUCAGAGAUGUCUACCACAUGGUGACGGUUGUUGAUGAGAACCCCUCAGAUGUUUCGAUGUGGGUUGAAGCAAUCGACGCAAAAUACAAGGGAAUCGGAAAGCCGUAUGGAAAGGAGGAAUUCGACAAGCUGCUCGGCCAUUGCAUGGCUGUGUCUGACUUUCCCUGCAUUAUGUUCAACGAGGAACUCGUUGCAGCCUAUCCCGAUGCCAAGAUCCUCCUCACUGUCCGUGACGAUGUGGAGUCUUGGUAUAAGUCCGUGAUGAAUACACUUUGGACUGGCAACUUCAUGUUCGGCCGUCCAACCACCAUUCUCCAAACGAUCGUACAAAGCGUCGUUCCCAGGCCCAGCCCUUGGCCAGUCUUGCAGCGACUUUACCGCCUCACGCCCUUAGGGAAUUUCCCUGCGGAGGGACGAGAUUGGUAUAAAUCAUACAAUGAGAACGUACGGAAGUUGGCAGAAGGAAAGCAGUUCUUGGAAUACAAUGUUAAGGAGGGAUGGGGUCCGUUGUGCAAAUUUCUGGAGGUUGAGGAGCCUGACAUGCCGUUCCCGAGAGUCAAUGAUACCAAGGCGUGGCAGGACUACGUCAAGAAGACCAAUAUGCAAUCUCUGCUUGAACUUUUGGGCAAAGCUGGGAAGGUUGUCAUACCACUCGCUAUGGGAAGUUUCGCCCUGUGGUACAUGAGAACAAAACUAUGA
Messenger RNA from Hyaloscypha bicolor E, 867 nucleotides. RefSeq lists its product as uncharacterized. The transcript has 3 exons. The record is from RefSeq and is a predicted model, not a curated record. Bases 1 to 867 code for a protein of 288 amino acids. Lineage: Eukaryota; Fungi; Ascomycota; Leotiomycetes; Helotiales; Hyaloscyphaceae.